GAGGGGCCAGUAUCUUGUAGUAUUUGCAACCGCAGAGCUCUGCUAUCAUGCAGUCUUUACCGAACCAUCAAGGUGGCCGUGGAGGUAGGUGGUAGUAGCCAUGGUAACGCAGAGAGACAAGCUGAUGUACGGCAGGCCUGCGAUUAUCCGGUAAUUCUAACGAGGACGGGCCGUAUCUUGGCGCGCGCGUCUUCAGUUCGGCGACGAACAGCCAAAUAUAACCCGAAUUUUCGUGAUGCAAGACCAAUUGCAGAUCGGAGCAGAUCUUUUAACGACACCAACUCCAGCUGCUGUGUUGAAGCACGUGACCUGCGAACAGUGAAGGCAUCCACUGGAAGGCUAGACAACAUGAGUGCCAACAAUCUCGAGGUUCGCUGGAAGCACCACCAGGAGGGAGUGAUGGACUAUUUGAGGCAACUGCUGGUUUCUGAAGUCUUUGUCGAUGUCACUCUGUGUUGCCAGAACAAGAGAUUCAAGGCCCACAGGAUUCUACUGUCCUCUUGCAGCUCCUACUUGCAGCAAGUACUGACGGAACACGUGGUUUCUGACCACGUGACGAUCAUUCUGCCCGACAUUCACCCUGACGACAUGCAGUGGCUUCUGGAUUUCAUGUACACCGGGUCGGUCGCCGUUCCUAGAAGUCGCUUGUCGUCUUUCCUCCAAGCAGCUGAGGCGCUGAACAUCAAAAUUUUGACCGACGUGGCUCAACUCCAGAAAACAACCGACAGUAGCUGCGUCGUCUCGUCUCCAGUGCUAGUCUUCAAACUAACAAAAGAUCCAAACUUCCGAAAACACCCCAUAAAUCCUAAUACAGACACUUGCAUUAUUAAGCCCCAUAGUUUGACUGAAGACUGUAAAAAUUCUUCAUGUAAAGAUGAUGCCAAAAUUAGGAGUGAUUCUUCGAAGCUAGUGACCGAUAAAGAGGACUUUAAGACUGUGACGGAGGACAGCAAGAGUUGUGUGUUUAUGUGCUCUUCAGAUGUUUCGUCUUACGUGCCGAAACGUUUUCAAAGUCCCAUAGACAGCCACAGCAUUUCGUGCAAGACGAUGACUUACAAUGCAGAGAUAAGAAAUAGCACGUCUCUUGGACACCCUUCAGAAAAGCCUUCAGCACGCCUGGAGACACCAGUUCACAAUACAUCGCCUUGCGAUGCUAAAAACGCGGCGGGAAAUUUUAACAUCGAUAACAGUUCGAGUAUUUGUAUUGGUAAUAAACCUCAGGCAGACAGAGAAUGUAACGACAAAGAAUUGCCGUCGGAAGAACAUUUCUCUUCUCCCGAAUACGGGUUUAAACUCAACAACAGAGUCAUUCCGAGCAGCAUUAGCCCUGUAUACAGACACGACACAGGGGUGAUCGACUUACCCUUAAGGCAUCGACCAGAAAACGCCGAACACUGUACUCUGAACCCCCAGCGUUUAUCGCAAUGGCCAAAACCACUUCCAUCACUGAUGCCGUUAAACAACCGGACGUGGUACAACGGACAAGUUCCGGCUUGCUACCUCGGCAAAGACUGCACAGUUAAUGGGGCGCUGCAACUGGACCGGAAGGAUACUUUUCCAGGACAUCUGCAAAGCAUGAAGGACAUCGUCCCAAACAGUAAGACUCGGACCAGGAGCAUGGAAGUUGACCAGCAUCUCCCGAAUGAGCACAGGCAUGUGAAAAACGUGUGGUUCUACGGCACGGACAAAGUGCUGCAUCACAACGGGCAGACUCCAGUCGCAGACUGCAGGCCUUCGAGAAGGCCGUCACACAGAGUACCUCGCCUGUGCCCCAUAGUACCUCCCUCCCCGUGGGCUCAGCAUCACCGACCGCCGUGCGCUACCCCGGUGGCCUGCCCGCCCAUAGCGAUGAACUACCCGGCCAUCAGCUGGACAGUACCACCUGUACACGUGGCCGUCGACCAACAACCAACGCCUCUUCUAGCACGUCCAGACAAUCAGCAGCGACCGAGUGAUACUGCGAGGCCACAUGCAUCCAUUAAAGCAGCUAAGCUGUCACCCCCUCCCCAAAGCAGCGACAAGAGUCCCGAUGAAACGACGCCUCUUCGUAGGAGACCUUCGGAGAGCGCGGCCAUGUUCUGCAAACUGAAGUCGAGGCGACUGGAAGAAUUCUACAGAGAAGAAACGGCGAGACAACUUAGAAGUGGGAGCAGCGAAGAGGAAGUUGCCAGCGACUUAUCGACGAAGUCCCCACAAAGUCCGGUACGAAGCACGCAUCUAAACAGUUCCAGAGGCACGCCGGAAUACCGGAAAGUGACCAGUUCGCCACUGACGGAGUCGCUACAACAGAAACUGAAAACAUUCUCCGAGCUGUCUUCGCCGAAUUUGUCCAUCUGCGACGCAAAUUUAUCAUACAAGGAGAAUGUAAAAGAAGACGAUAAUGCAAAGUUAGAAGGCUGUGAUAAAGAAGCGGGUGGAGGAGACCCGAAAACCGACGAGGCUGCACCGGUCUUGACUGACGACAGGGCACAGGAACUCGCCGUCACCGGGUCGGAAGGGGAACGGAAGGACGCGGGUCUGGAUCACGUUCAGGACGACUAUGACGUCCAAGUACUCCAUGACGGAAGGCACACGAGCUUCGUGAAAAAUGACAACAACAACAAUAAUAAUAACGGUCUACCGGAGGAGGCGAAACAAGGAGACCCAAUCGUGAAGACCCACGGGUGUCAGGACUGCGGGAAAUGCUUUUCCCGGCGCCAGCUGCUGGUCCAGCACCGACGCAUCCACACGGGAGAACGUCCAUAUUCGUGUGCCGAGUGCGGACGUCAGUUCACCCAGCGCGGCCACUGGAGCACGCACCAGAAGCUGCACGAGCCCGCUCGCAGACCCGAACACGCGUGUCCGAGCUGCGGGAAAGCCUUCGUCACUCGCGCCUCGCUCAAGGUUCACCUCAGGACCCACACCGGGGAAAAGCCGUUCCAGUGUGGUGAGUGCGGGAAACAGUUCAGCCAACUGCGCAAUUACAAGUACCACCGCUCCGUUCACGAGGGCACUCGGGAGUUCGCGGCUUCGUGUCCCGAGUGUGGCAAAUACUUCAACGACCGCGGUUACCUGAGCUCGCACAUGAAGAUUCAUAGAAAUCGGAAGGAAUACGGGUGUCAGUUCUGCGGCAAGAGCUUCAACCAGCGGGUGGCCUACAACAUGCACGUGAGGAUUCACACAGGCGAACGUCCUCACUCGUGCCCGCAUUGCAGCAAGACCUUCUCGCGCAAGAUGCUCCUUAAGCAACACUUGCGUAUCCACACUGGUGAGAAGCCGUUCGCGUGCAGCGUGUGCGGAAAAGCCUUCGCCGACAGAAGUAACAUGACACUGCACAUGCGACUGCAUUCCGGGAUCAAGCCGUACUCCUGUCAGCUGUGCGCCAAGGCCUUCACGAAGAAACAUCACCUCAAGACGCACUUGAACUACCACACUGGAACCAAACCGUACUCAUGCGGCAAAUGUGGGCUACGAUUCAGCCAGUCAAGUAAUAUGAGGACUCAUUACAAGAAAUGCGCGGGUUCGGGGCUCAUGACCCUCGAGGCGCCUGUGGGCAAGACCGAGGAGGCUACCGCGACGCCGGGCACGAACAACAACGGCGCUGUCUCCCCACCGUCUUCACCCAGUCGAAGUGACGCCACGAUGACGUCACCAGAGACAUUAUCAGCUCCUCCCCAUUCGAAUAAUUCGUCUUGUGUCACUUCCGUUCUGCCAAGGAAUGCGGUUCACGCACCACUGCCCGUCUGAUGCGCGUUCACAGCACCCGGCGCGGUUGCCCAAUUUUUAAUUAAAACUGGAAUGUGUCUACAAAUAAAAUCAAAAACUCCUACGAGCUUCCUGCAGUCGUUAUAUAAUGACAGAUAGACAGACAGACAUGUGACUAAGCUCAUUCAUAUCAGCUCUGGGGCUAGCUCCACGGAGCACAACCCUUCUUGAGAAACUGAUAGUUGCCAAGUUACUCGGCAGAUCCUUGGUUCAUACCUCGGGCCCAGAGACUGGACAACCUGACUGAGGUUUUCGUGGUUUUACUCAGCUGGGAGAUACCUUGAAUAAAGUCCAUAACUGCUUCCUUCCACAUCCCUCCAAUUCAUCCUACGUUGAUCAUCGACGCUACACAGGCUAAGCUACUGGUAACGUCGUUAAAUAAACAACACAUACACAUUAAUAAACUGUUAUCAUAAACGCCACUUAAUAUUUUAUGUAAAUAAGUGACAUCAUUGUAUGGAAACAAAUGAGGAAAAUGAAGUCUUCUGUAUUUUGUCA
Messenger RNA from Zootermopsis nevadensis, 4242 nucleotides. NCBI's taxonomy places the organism in Eukaryota, Metazoa, Arthropoda, Insecta, Blattodea, Termopsidae. The record is from RefSeq and is a predicted model, not a curated record.